GCACAAUUUUGACCAAUCAGUGAGCGGGACCGAGAGGUCGGUGUGACGUCCCAGCCAGGAGCUCUCGUGACUCCUUCUCCUCCUCCUCUUUCUUCGUCCAUCGUCUCCUUUUGAUUCUGCAUGGCAGAAGUCAGUCUCAUCUUGAUAUGAGGAUGCUGUCGGUUGCACUGUUGGUGUUGGCCCUCUGUGGCACUGCCCUUAGUGAUCCAGUUUACAGAGCAGGGGCCCCCAGAUGGGACCCUUACCAUGGACAAGCCGUCUUCCAGGGAAAGAAGCAUGCACGCCUUCUGAAGCAAGGAGCUGGCCUCGACCCGGAGGUCGACAUGAACAUUUCUGAGAUCAUCCGUCGCUGGGACUACCCGGUGGAGGAGCAUGACGUGGUGACGGAGGACGGCUACAUCCUGUCCGUCAACAGGAUCCCCCACGGCCUGCAUCAGAAGGCCUCAGGCCCCAGGCCCGCGGUGCUCCUGCAGCACGGCCUGCUGGCGGCCGGCAGCAACUGGAUCACCAACCCGCCCAACUCCAGCCUGGGCUACGUGCUGGCGGACGCCGGCUACGACGUGUGGAUCGCCAACAGUCGCGGGAACACCUGGUCCCGGAGACACGUGGAGCUGGACCCGGAGCAGGACGCCUUCUGGAAGUUCAGUUAUGAUGAGAUGGCCCAGAAGGACCUGCCUGCCAUGGUGGACUACAUCCUGAAGAUCACGAGCCAGGAGAAGAUCUUCUACAUGGGACACUCCCAGGGAACCACCAUAGCCUUCCUAGCGUUCUCAAGCAUGCCAGAGCUGGCCAGUAAGAUCAAGCUGUUUGUGGGUCUGGCUCCAGUCGCCACCGUGGCCUUCGCCAAAAGCCCCAUGACCAAGCUGUCGUUCCUCCCCGACUUCCUGAUAUGGGACCUAUUCGGCAGGAAGAACUUCCUCCCUCAGAAUGACAUGAUCAAAUGGUUCGCAGAGAACUUCUGCAACAAAGUGGUCCUCAGCGAGCUGUGCGGCAACCUUUUCUUCCUCCUCUGUGGCUUCGACGAGCUAAACCUCAACAUGACCCGUGUCCCCGUCUACACCACCCACUGCCCCGCCGGCACCUCGGUGCAGAACAUGAUCCACUGGUCCCAGGCCGUGCAUGGUGGAAGGCUCAUGGGUUACGACUAUGGGUACAAUGGGAACAUGGCUCACUACAACCAGUCCACUCCCCCUCUGUACCACGUGAAGGACAUGACGGUUCCCACUGCUCUGUUUACCGGGGGACAUGAUACGCUGGCGGACCCAAAAGACGUGGCCCUCCUGCUCACUCAGGUCUCCAACCUGGUCUUCCACAAGCACAUCAAGCACUGGGAACAUCUGGACUUCAUCUGGGGCCUUGACGCCCCUGAACAGAUGUAUCCAGACAUCCUCAAACUCAUGCAGCUCCACCGAUAAAUCUGCAGGAAGGGUUCUACCUAUGUGUGUGUUGGUGUGUUUGUGUGUGUGUUGUGUGUUUGUUUCAGACGGCAGAUUUGACUGUUUUUAAUCACCACCAGAGGUCACUAUCGUGUCAUACCUCUUGUGUGUAGUGACUUAUGAACAAAACUAAGCAACUAUGAACAAUGGACAGAAUAAUAUUUUAUUGUGAAGGGAAAAAGGAUAGGAAUGGAUUGGUGGAACCACUGACUACUUUUAUCUACUAUUUUUGGUUGACUUUGUGUGUGUGUGUGUGUGUGUGUGUGUGUGUGUGUGUGUGUCUCUAAUAGGAGACUGACACUGAGGCCUUGAAUCAAAUUUUAUUCUACUUUUUUUAAUCUGAAAUCUUGACUUUAUAGCUAUGUUUCUUUCUAAGAUUAGCAACUAGGAACAAUAUACAGAAUAAAGUUUUUAAUGCAAAGGGUAGGAGGAGAGGAAUGGAUGAGUACUUUUAUCUGAGUACUUUUAUCUGGUUAAAUUUUUUGGAUGUGUUUGAGUUAAGGAGAAUGUGCAUCUGAUUUUAUUCCAGUUACGUUUUAUUUUAAUCUGAAAGCGUGACAAUGUGUCUGUUUCUUUAUCAGAGUAGGUACUUCUAUCUACUAAGUUACUAUUUUUUUUUCAAUUUUCUUAAUCUUUAUAUUGUUUACCAGUGUGCAUGAAUUAAACCCUAAAAAGGUUUGCCGUUUAAGCACAGGCCUGACAAAUUUUAAGUCGAAUAGGGAAUUCAAAGAAAAAUAUAUUUUAUAAUUAAUCCAUUUGUUGAUGUACAACCAUCCACAACUAAAGCAAAACUGUCGUUACAUAAACAGAGCUAUUGUCCCAAUAUCUUUAACGGUGUCAUAUUGAAUGACAGUAACAGCUAAUAUCUGAGCCAAGUAAUCGUACGUGUGUGACUUUAAGCAAAAUAUUGCUGUUCUAGUACUGCAGUAGCAUAGUGUUGUUGUUAUCAGCUGACCAUCUGUUCCUGCAUUCUUUUGUGUCUUUAGUUUGUUUAAAGGAAGUUAAUACUGCAUACAGUACAUCAGUCUUUAUCUACAUCUGUGCGUCGGGUCUGUAUUUUAUGGGUAUAAUAGAGGACUUGUAUAGAGCACUGGUUAAUUAUUGAUUUGCAGUACUCUGUGUGGAAACAACCGGAUAAGACUGCUUUGGGACUGGUGAAUUUGACAAAUGAAGAGCAGUCAUCAAAAGCA
Molecule: messenger RNA, 2626 nt
Organism: Gadus macrocephalus (Pacific cod)
Lineage: Eukaryota; Metazoa; Chordata; Actinopteri; Gadiformes; Gadidae
Gene: lipf
Product: lipase, gastric
Exons: 11
Coding region: 147-1415 (422 amino acids)
Molecular function (GO): hydrolase activity, acting on ester bonds
Source: RefSeq, a predicted model, not a curated record